Messenger RNA from Salvia splendens (bonfire salvia), 891 nucleotides. Its product is annotated as glycosyltransferase BC10-like. Gene Ontology annotation, cellular component: membrane. Gene Ontology annotation, molecular function: glycosyltransferase activity. Lineage: Eukaryota; Viridiplantae; Streptophyta; Magnoliopsida; Lamiales; Lamiaceae. The transcript is spliced from 2 exons. The record is from RefSeq and is a predicted model, not a curated record. Bases 1 to 891 code for a protein of 296 amino acids.
AUGAGCGACGAGGAGCUCAUGUGGAGGGCCUCGAUGGAUCCUCGUAUCAUUGAACCGCCUUUCAAUCGCACUCCCAAAAUCGCCUUCAUGUUCCUCACUAGGGGGAGAUUGCCGCUGGCGCCACUUUGGGAGAUGUUCUUCAAAGGAAAUGAAGGGCUCUUCUCGAUCUACCUCCAUACGUCGCCAGAGUUCGGCGACGAACCCCCCGAAUCGUCAGUGUUCUACAAGCGUAAAAUACCGAGUAAGUUGGUCCAGUGGGGAAAAGCGAGUAUGAUAGAUGCGGAAAGGCGUCUUUUAGCCAACGCGCUUCUCGACUUCGCAAACGAAAGAUUCAUUCUACUAUCCGAAUCAUGCAUCCCUAUAUUCAGCUUCUCCACCAUCUACAACUACCUCAUUAAUUCCAACCAAAGCUUCCUCAGCGCCUUCGACGACCCCCGCCGGAUCGGGCGGGGCCGGUACAAUAAGCGGAUGGGGCCCACAAUCGCGUUACGCGAUUGGCGGAAGGGCUCCCAGUGGUUCGAAGCCAAUCGGAAGCUUGCACUAGCCAUAGUAUCGGAUGUCACCUACUAUCCUAUUUUUAGAGACUAUUGCGUGCCACCGUGCUACAUGGACGAGCACUAUUUUCCAACGUUGGUAACUAAAGUUUGUUCUAAUUUGACGUCGACUCGGACCAUUACUUGGACUGAUUGGUCAGGGGGCGGUUCGCAUCCGGCUGUGUUUAGGGCAAAUGAUGUUAGCGAAGAGUUCCUGAACAUGGUUCGGUUCCGGUUCAAUUGCACCUACAACGGUGAAUUUAGCUCGGUUUGCCACCUUUUUGCUAGAAAGUUUCAUCCUAAUACUUUGCAACCUUUACUUAGGAUUGCACCAAAAUUACUAGGCUUUAAUUCUUGA